Messenger RNA from Triplophysa dalaica, 2157 nucleotides. It is a transcript of the gene sspn, whose product is annotated as sarcospan (Kras oncogene-associated gene). Gene Ontology annotation, cellular component: sarcolemma; dystrophin-associated glycoprotein complex. The record is from RefSeq and is a predicted model, not a curated record. Bases 240 to 944 code for a protein of 234 amino acids. Lineage: Eukaryota; Metazoa; Chordata; Actinopteri; Cypriniformes; Nemacheilidae. The transcript has 3 exons.
CGUUCUGAUUCCGAAUAGCAGCAGCCGAGCAGGGCUUGCAUACUCCUCCAGUGAGAAGGGAGGGGAAGGGGAGGGCAGAAAGAGGCAGGCAGUGUGUACAGGAACAUUCAGGCUGAAGAAAGCUAAAGGCACACAAGGCAAGAAAGAAAAGAAGGGACAAACAAACAAACAAACAGAAGAGAGAAUAAGAACAAUUUGCCUCAGAGGAAGAUUAGGAAUCUCGAUCUGAAAGAGGAAUUAUGGGAAUGGGAACAAGUCCGCUGGGGUCAUCGGGUGGAGGCAACGCACCCCCUGGCAAUGAGAAGAAGAAGGGAAAAGCAGGAACAAGAGGCCCAGUGACGGAGGAAGCCCAGAUUUGUUGUGGCUGCCGCUUUCCUUUACUGGUGGCUCUGUUACAGCUCCUGCUGGGUAUCGCGAUAGCAGGCGUGGCUUUCCUCAUGGUUGCCAUUAGCUCCUCUCUGCUAGCCAGGGAGACGCCCCACUGGGCUGGAAUCAUUUUGUGCGUGGUGGCUUUGCUGGGAUUCGUCCUCUUCUGCAUUACCAGAGUGCCUGAUGAAAGAGCAACGGUACAAUUUGUCACAAAGCUCCUGUACUUCCUUUUCUGCACGAUAGGGCUUGUCAUCUCUGUACUGGUCAUUGCCUUCCAGUGCCACCACUAUGCCCUGACUAACAGCUUUGCGUGUAAGGAAAUGGGCGAGGACUGCACGUGCACCCUUGACCCUGAGGAUCCUAUAGCUCGAACCUUUACCUACAGUGGCGUAGCAGACUGCAGUGCCAUCGUAAGCACACUCCCGAUGUACAACCUACUGCAGAUCGUGUUGAACCUGGCUCAGGCCAUUGUCUGCCUGGUGGGGGCUUUCAUGAUGUGGAAACACCGGUAUCAGGUGUUUUUUGCAGGCCUGCAGACGGGAUCUCCCUCUAACCAGCAGUGGCAGAAAGUUUAGGGCUGAGAAAUCACACUCCAGAAGGAAAAAGGAAGGAGAGGAGGGUUCGUGCCUUUAGGAAAAAACUGUUUGCAACUUAAUGAUGUUUGUAUUAGGAUAUUUAAAAUAUUUGGGAAAAGGUUUAUGUGAUUUCUAGAGAUAUUAUACUUUGGAAUAUUGGCUUUUUUAAGAUUUUAUAUUCAAGGUUAAGCAUCUUUAUUUUGCCACAGACAACGAGAGUAUUUUUUAUCAGAAGGAAAGCGAGACCUGUCACGACUUAAAUAAUCGAUUCUUCUUACUCAUGUAGUGAUGCUAUGCAUAACAUUUUAUUUUUUGCAGUUUUACAUGUUUAAAUUAAUAUACAUAAUAAUACGUAAAAACAUAAGAUCAAAGAUGUGGAAGUACAGUGAGCUUCAAGCUACUUUUGAAAUGGGGUUUUAAAAUGUAAAAUUGCUUGAGAUUUUGCUUGUACAACCUGCAGAGAUGCUGAUAUUGUAUGAAGAACUUCAUCUUUGUCCUACUCCUUUCAUUCAAUUCUUCAGUUCAAGUGCUCUUAUUGGUCCAGGGCCCAAUACAAUGUUCAUAAUUCUUCUGCAAAAGUUAUACAUUUUCUUACUUAUGAUCAGUUUUAUUAUGCAAAAAAAAAAUACAUAAAGUAUAGUAUAAUCGUGCCACAUUCUGAUGACAGUUGUCUUAUAGACAUAGUGACACAAAGUAAUCUUCUAUACUCUGAUAUGUAGUGAUAACAUACAAAAAAUAAUAUAAAACCGCACUGUUACUAAAAUGUAAAUUAUUCGAUUCAGUAUCGCUUUAAGAAAGAACUGCCUAGAACCUUAGAUACAAAACAGGCUUUCAGAAAUGAAAGGUGUGUCCAGUGACACGGCUGGCCUGAAGUCACAGUUCACACAGCCAGUAAACAGCAGCCAGUGAAGGUUUGGGGGGACUAGAAGGGGUACUGAGAGAAAACAGCUAGUCACUGCCAAUGUAAUGUGAAUAAAACUCUUCCUAUUGUUUUGAUUUGAAGUCAUUUUAUUAUUUGUAAACGUGGAAACAUGAAAGUAAUGUAAAACUUGACAAUCAAUCCAAAAAUGCAUUAAACUCUGUCUAUACUUUAAAGAGACCUUUAGUUUGAAUGGAACAUGAUGCUCUGGCACGGGCAAAACACCCUUAAAUGUAAGCUUUGUAUGACUCAUCUCUCCUUUGAGCUUCUUUCUAAUAAAAGACAUUUACAUAA